AUGGAGUGGAGGCAAGCUGUUGAUGCGUCUGCUUUCUUCCUUGUUGAGGCAACAGGGGAUUCUGACUCUACCCACUGCGAUCCCCUCUUCGCCGCCGGCCUUGAAGUGUUGUCGCCUCCCGACGACGAUGCCGAGUCAUGCACUUUGGAUUCAUGCAACGGUACAGGUACUGACUGUGUCGAUAAUACUGUUUGCGUGGAUGAGUUGAAUGAUUUUGGGGGCGAAGAAUCCAAGGAUGGUAACGGGGAUGAUGAUGUUGAUGAGUAUGAGGAUGAUGGGUUCGGGUUGUCUGAUAAAAUUGCAUCAGAAGCGGAGUCCCGUAUGAAAGACAAGGAUGCAAAGGUGGGUGUUGAUGCAGAUGGGGAGCUAAUGAACGAGAUGGAGAAGAACAGGCUUUUCUGGGAGACUUGCUUGGCUACUUGA
This is a messenger RNA of Nelumbo nucifera (sacred lotus), 423 nucleotides long. The record is from RefSeq and is a predicted model, not a curated record. NCBI's taxonomy places the organism in Eukaryota, Viridiplantae, Streptophyta, Magnoliopsida, Proteales, Nelumbonaceae.